GUACGUAUGGCCUCCCUGAGUGACAGUGAUUUUAUGGAAGAAAGAAGUAAACGGAAACUAAAAAGAGGUCAUUCUGGUGUUAAUCAACUCGGUGGAAUGUUCGUCAACGGACGUCCUUUACCCGACAGCACACGUCAACGCAUCAUUGAACUUGCUCAUUCAGGAGCACGGCCCUGCGAUAUUUCCCGGAUUCUCCAGGUUUCCAACGGAUGUGUAUCCAAGAUACUUUGUCGAUAUUAUGAGACCGGGUCCAUUCGACCAAAGGCAAUCGGUGGCAGCAAACCUAGGGUGGCUACUGGUAGUGUGGUGGCUAAAAUUGAUUUAUACAAGCGCGAAUGUCCAUCAAUAUUUGCCUGGGAGAUACGUGAUCGCCUGUUACAAGAAGGAAUCUGCACCCCGGAUAAUAUACCAAGUAGGCGCAGGCCCCGAGUUCCCGUCAAACGUAUGUUCCACUUGAACCCAAAUUGGAUUGUUUUCGACAAAUACAUUCAUUCGCGAGUUUCCUCAAUCAACCGGGUUCUACGCAACCUAUCCAGCGAGUCUCAAAGAAAACUAUCUUCUGCAGCGGCUGCGGCGGCUGUUGCUGCUGCGGCGGUUGCAGCAGCUCAUCGAAAUGCAGGACUCCCGAAUUACCAAGGAUCAGUGAAUUCCUCUAUACAUCAUCCAUCGACAAAAUACACCAUACCUGGUCUAUCACGAUCUCCAAUACAAACGGCAUUCAGUUUCCCCGCGUAUCAAAACCCCUCAAGCCACUUCUUCCCCAUGGCCCCACAGAUGCACAAGUUAUACUCACAGCAUCAUCAGCCAACAUCAACUCAAGAUCGACAGUCUGUUGGUUUUGGUUCCUACGGAGUUCCAUAUGAUUCCAGUUAUACAGACCCAAGGCAACUGCUUCCGCAAGUGCUGCAACAUCAGUAUCAACAGCAACAGCAGCAACAACAACGGGAUCAAUCGAACCAACCUAGCUAUUCAACAGCGAACAUAUAUAGCCCUUCUUUCACACUCUCUUCUUCACUGCCCAAAUCUCUAGAAUUCGAGCGUACACAUUACCCGGAUGUGUUCACGCGAGAAAAACUAUCCACGCAGAUUCUCUUGCCUGAGGCUCGAAUCCAGGUAUGGUUUUCCAACCGACGAGCAAAGUGGAGAAGAGAAGAGAAGCUUCGCAUGAAACAUAGCUCACAUCAAAACGACUCCGGCAGAUUUGAUAAGCUGAACAGAAAUACCGAGAAGUUACAAGAAGGCAAACUACUAAAGGACUGCAGAGGAUACCCAACCGAUAUGCUAUGUCCGUCUCCUGGUCCUAUAACAAGCGAACGCGAACAGCGAACACAGGGACGAGCCAGUCCAUUUCGGUUUGUAAAGUUUGAUUUUAUGAACAACGUGAGCUAUCCGGAUGCACACACCAAUGAGUCCUAUUUAUCAUUGCUUCCUUCAAACCAGCAUCAGCAACAACACCAACCCCUGGAGACACAACAGUUCAAUUCAAAAGUUUUCAGAUCAGGGCGGAUGCUCGAAUCGAUGGGUUCAAACAAAAGUUUUACUUGA
Messenger RNA from Opisthorchis viverrini, 1545 nucleotides. RefSeq lists its product as hypothetical. The transcript has 5 exons. Gene Ontology annotation, biological process: regulation of transcription by RNA polymerase II; anatomical structure development. The record is from RefSeq and is a predicted model, not a curated record. NCBI's taxonomy places the organism in Eukaryota, Metazoa, Platyhelminthes, Trematoda, Opisthorchiida, Opisthorchiidae. Gene Ontology annotation, molecular function: RNA polymerase II cis-regulatory region sequence-specific DNA binding; DNA-binding transcription factor activity, RNA polymerase II-specific. The coding region runs from base 7 to 1545 and encodes 512 amino acids.